Molecule: messenger RNA, 828 nt
Organism: Saitoella complicata NRRL Y-17804
Lineage: Eukaryota; Fungi; Ascomycota; Saitoellomycetes; Saitoellales; Saitoellaceae
Exons: 1
Coding region: 1-828 (275 amino acids)
Source: RefSeq, a predicted model, not a curated record
AUGUCUAACUUCGCUACUACCGUUUUUGAGUCUGCUGCCGCAGAGCUCUACGCCGAGUCCGUCAUCUCCGACGACUCCUCUAUCUUCGACGCGUCCGACUCCGUCGGAUCAGGACUCACUGAGUUCAGCUCGGAGCAGAUCCACAUUGCUGGUGCCCUCCUCCACCCGAUAUACGUCCUCAACCGCGUCCACGGCGCUCUUUCAUCCCUUUUGAGCGUCGUUCAGAACACCUACCACGCGUACCUCUUCCCCACCGAAUCGUCCAUCGAGGAGCGUCCUACCAUCCCGGACGUCCUCAACAGGGCUGCUGAUGUAGGAGCUGCUUUGACUGAGUUUCACACUCAGCUCGCCGAGAACCCACAUGUCUUGGCGGAGUUCACCGAGUUGAGCGAACAGAGCUUGCAGGAGUGCCGAGAGGAGAUCGGCGGUGCACUUGAGACGCUCACAUUGAAGAUCGCUCUCGGGGAGUUCAAGUACAGUACCUACGCGUACGACCGCGAAGAAGAUUACGAUUACAUCUACGGAAUGUUGUGCGAUAUCGAUGAUGCUGUGUUGGACCGUAUCGCGGCAAUCACCGCUCGCCUCAACCCUCCCCAGCACCAACGUCAAAGUGGACCCAGGACGAUCCGCGGCAUUGGCUGUGGGAUCAGGGAAUGGGUUCCUGAGAGACCGAAGCUUGAACACGUGCCAUCUUGGAAACGCGAGAAGACCCUCCGUCAGCAGGCGUUGAAGGAGAAGUUGUCUAGAGUGAUGAGAGUUAAGAAGGUCAGGGAGGAGACCGCCAGGAAGAACAGGAUGGCCGUAAAGGCGAGGCGUUUGAGUAACUGA